Messenger RNA from Liolophura sinensis, 4359 nucleotides. Its product is annotated as coiled-coil domain-containing protein 57-like. Gene Ontology annotation, biological process: microtubule nucleation; centriole replication; positive regulation of mitotic cell cycle. Gene Ontology annotation, cellular component: centriole; centriolar satellite; spindle microtubule. Bases 109 to 3237 code for a protein of 1042 amino acids. NCBI's taxonomy places the organism in Eukaryota, Metazoa, Mollusca, Polyplacophora, Chitonida, Chitonidae. The transcript has 22 exons. The record is from RefSeq and is a predicted model, not a curated record.
GGUAACAAGGAGACGCGGCAGGAUUAUAAAUUUGAUGCAUUUAUUGUCCAACAUUUUCAAGAAUUUACAGAAAUGUUCACGAACUGAAACAUAUCAGCAGUAUAUAAGAUGGAAACUAAAGACCUAAAGGAGUUAGCAUCACAGAAGGAGAAAGAAUGGAGAGAUGUCACAGAAUUGAGAAUCCAGACAUUGGAAACUGACAGUGAUAGCAAGACAAAGUUGUUAGAAGAAGAAAGGAACAAGUUUGUAAAGUUGAAAGAAGACUUCAAGUACAACCUUAAGCUACUUGGAGAAAGGGAUAAAGAGCUGGAACAGUAUGAUGUUAUAUUUGCAGAGCUCAAACAGAAGAUAACCAUUUUGAGCACAGAAAACAGUGAAUUGAAAAUCAAAAUAGACGAACUCAAAGUUGCUCAUCAAAGGGAGGCAAAGAGUAGGGAGGAUUUACAAACCCAUUAUCAGCAGAGGCUCAGGGAAAAGCAGAGAGAGAUAGACAACUUUAGGAAAGAUAAAGAAGGUCAAGUGGAAGAAGAAAGAAAAGAAUAUGAAUCCUUUAAGAGAAAACUAGAGAAACGUCUCACUGAGGUGGAGGAAGAGUUGGAGAUACAGAAGAGAGAGCUGACAACAGGCUUUGAUGAGGCCAUCAGGAAGCGAGAGCAUGAGUUCCGUCUCAAGAUUGACGAAAUGAACAGCCAAGUGCUGGCUCAUCAAUUUCAGGCUAAAUUACUUGCCAAAGAACUGGAAAUGUUCAAAGCUGCUCAGAACAAAACCAGCCAAGAGUUUCAACAAGUCGAGACAAACCAUAAAGAGCUGGAAAAAAGCUUACGCAAGAAAGACUGGGAAUUGGCAGAUCUUAAAUCAGUUAAAGAUGCCAGGAUAGCGGAAUUAGAAGCAGGUUUGAGCAGAGCUGAGACAAAAGUGAAGCAGCUACAGGAAGAGUUCCAGAAGAGAUAUACUGAGAUGGAUAGGUACAGUCGUGAGAAAGAGGCUUCCCUCAAGCAGAUCAAGGAGUCUUACGGCCAGAAGGAGGAGAGUUACAAGCAGAGCAUACAUGAGCUGGAGGGCAAAUUGGAGCAGAGGCAGAUCGAGAUACGGCAGCUCCAGUGGGCCAAUCAGGACCUGGGAAAGGAGAAGGAACUACAGAUAGAGAAGUUGUCAGGUGAGUUAUGUGAGCUGAGGGAGAAGUGGGACAGACAGGUGAGUGAGCUGUCCCGUGACCAGGUGUCUAAAGAUGUUUUCUGUCAGGACAUGAGGCUACAGGUGGAGAAACUCACUCAGCAACUGACAGAGAGAACACAGGAUAUUGCCAGGUACAAGAGAGACUUAAGCUCAGCGCUGGACAGAGAGGCUGCACUGGAGAGGAGUAAAGCCCAGCUUGAAUUAGACUGGCAGAGACGAUUUGAGGAUGUAGAGGGGUCAGCAUACAGCAAAUCUGAGGAGCUGGUCGCCAAACUUACAGCUGCUCGUGAUCAGGCUGUGGCAACAUUAAAAGAGAAAGAGAGAGAAUGUGCAGAUCAAGGGGAGAUAAUUCAGCAGUUAAAGAAACAGAAAGCACAGGCCAUGGCCACACUUCAGCAGCACGGUAUCCAGCCAAGUGGUAGUUUUAAUGCCUGGCCUUUAGAUGAAGCUGUGGAGGUGGAGGAGUUGAGAAUUCAAAACCAGAACCUGAUCCGAGCUGUGACAGAGAUGAGGCAGGCCAUGGAGGAGCUGGGUCAUGGGGUCACAGUCUCAGAAGCUAACAACAAGUCCGUUACCGUUACACGGGAUUACACUAGUUCCUUAGAAAACCAGGUUCUUGUUCUGAAAAAGGAAAAACGUAGCCUGGAACAGGAAAUAGAAGAGCUUAAAAAGCCUGAUUAUGAGAAAAGCAAAGUGCAGCCAACUGAAGUCAUUUCGGAAGAGGUCAAUGAUAAUGUUGUUGUAAGGAGUCACAUACAGUCCUUGAAUGAUAUGAUAGGUGCAUUACGGGCAGAGAAAGUGGAGCUCACAGCUCAGCUGAAGAAACAACAAGCUCGUAUCCAGUUCUUAGAGAGAUCAACUGAAGACUUUUCCAAACAGCAACGGCAAAAGCAGCUGGAGCUGGAUCAGUCACAGUACGAGCUGAAUGCUGAGGGGCGUCGUCACAAAGCAGAGUCUGCAGCCUUACGACAACGAAUUACUGAGCUGGAACUGGAGGUGGCGGAGACAAGAAAGGAAGCUGAUGAGUAUUACAGGGGAGGUCUGGAGAGAAACAUGGAGGUCACUGCACUUAGGGCUGAGUUGUCCAAUUUGAAGCUGGAGUUAGCACAGAAGAGGCCAGCCAUCAACUUUGGUGCUCAGGAACUGGUUAUCCAGCAGCUGGAAGAUGAAAUCCACAGGUUAAGAAAGCAGAGUCAUGUGACUAGUUCAGAGCCAAUAAGAUCUGGGCAGGGCCAGACAACGAAUGCUACUCUAGAACAGCUUCAGACAAAACUGAAGUCAGCAGCCAAACACAUCGCUCAGUUGGCUCGUGACAAACAGCACCUGAUAGAGAUAGGGAACCGACAGCGUGCAGAGCUGCUGAAAGCAGGCAUAGCCCCACCAUCUGCAGAUGCAUCCAGUGGACACAUAAUGUAUGCACAAGGUAACAGGCAGGGGCUAUUUCCCAUGUCAGACCAACAUUCAUUCCCCAAGUCUAACCCUGUGGACACUCCAUCUCACCCUCUGGAACCCCCGUCUCAUCAGCUGACUGGUGCUAUACAGGACAAACUGGAUGCUCUGGAGAAAUUACAAUAUCAACUCACUACACAAGAGCUGCAGUACGCCCAAAAGUUCAGUCCAAAAAGGGCUGCACGACGACAGAAAGCAGUUCAGUCCAGUAGUGAAGAGGAAUACAGACCAGUGUCAAUUCUGAAGAGGUCAGGCGAAAGCUUCAUUUCGGAUGGUGGCUUUGGGGACACAUUGUCAUCAGUGGGUGAAGCUCAUGCUGGGCGAGACCUGAGGGUGAGCCUGUCCUCGGCAGGGGCAGAGUCUCUACAGGAGGUGUGGCAGGUCCUGAACCAACCCAGCCCCAGCCCUGUGCCACCCACACAGCCAGAAGCCUCCCCAGGGAGAGAUACCCCUCAGAGCUCAGUGGAAUGGACGGUGAAGGGAAGAAAAGCAGGGGUCACACACAUAUCACAAGCAAAACCCACAGUCAAACAGAAGCAAAACUACGUUGUUAAAAAACCUCAACAGAAGGCUAAAAUAAGAAACUACAAUGUAAAAACUGAUAUUAGAUGAGGACAGUAAGAAUUUAGUUCGUGUCACACUGGUGGCUGGACCUCCAUCUUCUGUUUGUUUAAUACUGUUACCCAUAUUGUUUGUCUACAUUCAUAUUUGUGCAUUUGUAAAAUCACUGCAUUAAUGGAAGAAACAGAGUAGUGCUUCUGAAACAAAUAUAUUACUGCCACAUCAAAACCUACAGGCAGUUUUCAUUUUUUUCUCCCUCAGUAUUUGAGUCUGCAUGUACUUAUGUGUAUUUAUUUUACUGGUACACUAACACCACGUCUAUAUAUGCUCAUUGUUUUACGGCCUGCAACAUACAGCUUAUGGUUGAUAUCCUGCUAGUUAUCAAGAAACUGUUUUAUGUGAACCAAGGCAACAUUUCUGUUGAUGAUUAAAUAAGAAACUAAACUAAUUACUGCCAACUGAUCCAGUAAUGGUUUUACAUGUAAUUUUUUAUUUUUUGACAAUGUUUAACUUUAACAUCAGUUAUACAUGUAACACGUGUAUAUGUAAGUUUCCUUCCUAACAACUUGACUGAGACACAAACCUGUUUUUUGUACAUAUUAAGGAUAUAACAAAUCUAAAUAAAUUAUACCAUAUAUAAACUCUUGAGGUCUUUGAAUUUGUAUUUUAUACUAAUUGAUCCAUAUUUAGUCAUAUUUCACUACCCAGUAACAAAGGAAGACUGGAGUUCAUGGGUUAUUUGAUGGCUUGACCCAGAACAGCAGAGCCCAGUCAUUCUAAAAUGUAUUGGCAGUUAAGCUCACGAUUAAGCUACGUCCCUCAACCAGCCCCAGUAAUCUUGUGCACGUGUAUGUAGUCCCAGUAGUAACAAUGAACUGAGGCGGAAUGCUUUGUAGAACACGGCUCAGACUGGUUGACACGACUUUGAGGGACCUCAGUCACCAAAGUGCUUGCUCCGUUCAAACAUGAGAAGGCCUGCUAACAACUUGUGGAUGGUCGUGGGUUUCCUCCUGGCUCUGUUCACUUUGUUUCCAUCAUCAUAUAGGCUACUGUUGUACAAGGUGAAAUAUUCUUGAGUACGACAUUACACACCGAUCAAUUCAAUACAUUUGCAUUCAAUGCUUUAGGUAUAUCAGCUCACAGACACACAAAACACACUAAAUAAAUAGAAGU